UUUGGACCGUUCGGAAUUCAACUAUUUGCGUUACCUUAAGGUUAUUGUAAAGACUUCUGGGACGUUCAUUUCACGCACUAAUACUUGGCUUACCAUAUCUAUAUGUUAUCUAAUAAUGAUCAAUGAAAGGAAGUGAAAUAUUGGGGUAUAUGCGUAGUUGAACAUGGUCGAAGAAGAAACUUAUCUACCAGAAAAUCAUCCACUACAAAAAUAUUUUCGAGAUAUUGGAGUUUCAGAUGCUGUGUCAUAUGAAAUUUCCAAGAAGCCUAAUGCGUUAUCAGUGUUAAGAUUUUCUUCUCAUUUGCUGCCGUUUUUGAAGUGGAUAAAAUCUUUAAACUUUUCACUUCCAUUUUGGUUCAGCUCACCACUCAUAAGGCUAUUUUGGCUUCGGAAUGUUAAUUUAAUACGAAAUAGUGAUUUGCUUAUUGCUGAGAAUAAACUUGUAGUUGAGUACAUAUGCUGUACAGGAAACAGAGAUCAGACCAGUUUAAAGAGAUGGAUCUUUGCAAUGUUUCCCAUUCUCGCUGGGUUGGCAUUUUAUCAUUCUAUGUACAUGGCUUCCGUAUUUCUUAUGAUUAUUUCGUGUUUACUCAUACCCGAUAUAUUUCUUCUCAUGGUGUCUGAGGGUUGUUUAGCCUCAGCAUUGAAACAGAUGAAGAAUUUCUUCCAAGGAUAUCGUUCCGUUGUUCUUUUCCUACAAGAUCUAAACACACGCCGGUACUUCGGUCCCAAGAUUGUAGAUAAGGAAACAUUUAAACUGUUUCCUCUAAUAUACCACCAGACAUACAGUUUUAUGCAGAUAUAUCUGGCUGAAUUAGUUGAUUUUUCUGUCAAAUUAGCUGAUUUCAUUGAUGAAAAUGAUACAGAUGUACCUUUGGAAAUUUUAACUUCAGAACUUGUGCAGUUAAAGUUUGAUGUGAAAGAUGCAUCUAAAGAUCCUAGCAUUGAGAAUUUAAAAAUGUUUUGUGAAUUAUCAAAAAUUUUGGUCUCCGACCUCUUAAUCAGACUGUCAUUGAGCUUUUGUCAACGAACAUGCAAUACAUGUCAUAUAUUUCACCGAAGCAGAUUAUUAUGGAAGUGGAAUUCUUUUCUGAAUAGAAUAAAAGAUCGAUUUGACAAGAUGAAUGAAUUGCAUACAAUGAUUUUGAAUGGCAAGUUAACAAAUGGGAACAAUAAUGGUAUUGUAAAAGAUUGUUCAUCUCAAGAAAAUGAAAAAAAGAGUUUGUAUAACCCACUAGCUCGAAUAACUAAUGAAUUAUUAUUGCAUUUGCUUGUUUCAGUGGAACAUGCUAACAAUCUGAAAUCUUACAUCGAACUGAAGGAUAACACAACACCUUCAGAUGAAACAUUCUCCAAAUUACUUAAUCUUGUUCGUUGUCAGCUAAAUGCAUCUGUGAUAUUUUUGAAUGAACUGGAUAGUAGUGUACAAGGUGCAGACAAUGUUGAUGUUUCAAAUGGGAACCAGGAAAUAGCUGAUGCAGACUUUCUAUAUUGCCGGGAUGCUAACUCAUCAGGCAUAAAUGUUGUGGCUGCGGAGGAUCCUGUUGUAGAAGAUGAUGUAUUAGAAGAUAUUGCAGUUGGAACCUCCUCUGAUGAUGAAUCUGAAACAGAGCAUAAAAAUAAUGGAGAUUUGGAUUCAUUAAAGAAUCCUUCAUCUGUAAUGCAUCCUUGUGUAUUGAAAGAAUUGAAGAAUGUGAUCUCUCAUCGUCGAUUAAUUAUGCAAGAACGUGAAGAUUGUGCCAUAAAACGACGUUUGUUAACAGAUUGUCCCGAAGAUCAGAAGGAAUAUUUAUCUAUUAAUGGUACCGAUCCAUCUGUACGAAAGGAGUCACAAAUUGUCUUACCACAAAACUGUAGCAGGGUUAUUCCUUCUCGUGAGUUUGUGAAGUAAGCUUCUCUUCACCCGUUAGAUUUGACAGACAGUGGCUGAAUGUCCCUGUAUUUAUAACUUCGUUGUGUUAGAUUUCUUUCUAUUUGUAUUUAAACGCUUAAAGAUAAGUGGAUUUUAUUGGUUUGUGAAAUAGCUUACUUUUUGCUAUCACUUCCUAUCGAUUUUCUAGACUCAAUUUACUUUGGAGAAUGGUCAUGGUGUAGAUGAUAAUGCAUACCCUAACGUAGAUGUUAAACUUUCAGAAUUCUUUCCAACUCGUUUGUAUAAUUCAAUGUAUCAAGACUUCAAAUCAUGUAUUCCUUUUACUCGUCGAAAUUUAAAAUCCAGUGUUCUCAAAAGAAAUAUGAUUUUCACUCAGUUUUCAUCUGUUACUUUCAAAGAUUAUGCAAGUCAAAAUUAUAAAAAUUCUUUGAUGUUGACAAAUAUUUCUCAGUCUGAAAACUUAUCUGAUAAAAGAGUUCUACAGUGUUCAUCAUUCGCGAAUGCCUUGUUUGCACAGCGUAAACUUCUUGGCUAUGCUGAUGAGGAUUGUUUCACUGGGAUCGGUUCAGGAGAAAAGUUUGACGAAGUUGUAGAAGAGAUUUCUUCAAAGAAUUCAUAACGCAUUAUUAUUACUCUUUUUGCAUUAGUUUUAUCAUCAUAAAUAAUGUAAAUCAUGGAAUACUUUUCAUACCUUUGGGUAUGGGUAUGCAAGAUUUUCUGGAUACAAUUUUCUACUGUUUUAAUGGUAUUUAUACUAUAUGUGGGCGUAUUUUUACCUUACUUGUACAUUAGACUGAUUGUCGAUCAAAAUGAAUGAAAAGAGCGAAGUGUGAGCCUACUGACUGUAUACAUUGCCAAAUACAUUUCAUCAUAUGCAUAUUUCUGUUAAUGAAGUUGAAAGACAGACAAGAACAGCAAUUUGAGAAGUAUUACUGCACUGUUUUGUACGUAUUGACUUCUAACCAACUGCUUGCAACCUAGAAUAUUUAAAUAUAAAGCUAUGAGAUGUGUAAUAUAAAGAUGCGAAUAGUUGUAGUUAGUGGUUUAACACACACCCAGUCCGUUAUGAGAUCCUAGUAACCAAGGCAAAGAAAGUAAUAGUAAUGUAAGAAAGUGUGCCAAAACAUCAUGAUUACGUAGACUAUUCAGUUGGGAACUUUCGGAAAUUGACUAAGGGUAACAGAAAUAUAUUAUGAAACUUAGAACUGUAUGAUUAUGUAAUUGAGUCGAAAGAUGAAGAAAAUGUGUGGAAUUCAGAGAAAUCAAAUCCCAG
Molecule: messenger RNA, 3146 nt
Organism: Heterobilharzia americana
Lineage: Eukaryota; Metazoa; Platyhelminthes; Trematoda; Strigeidida; Schistosomatidae
Source: the annotation of a GenBank genome assembly